Messenger RNA from Alosa alosa (allis shad), 4751 nucleotides. RefSeq names its product xylosyltransferase II (gene xylt2). Gene Ontology annotation, biological process: heparan sulfate proteoglycan biosynthetic process; chondroitin sulfate proteoglycan biosynthetic process. Lineage: Eukaryota; Metazoa; Chordata; Actinopteri; Clupeiformes; Clupeidae. The record is from RefSeq and is a predicted model, not a curated record. Gene Ontology annotation, cellular component: membrane. Gene Ontology annotation, molecular function: protein xylosyltransferase activity.
CGAUUCAUUAGAACGAUUCCUUGGUUGCUAACACUCUUGGUUGCUAAAUGUAUAUCACGGGACUGGGAAAAUGGUGGCAAGCGCUCGAGUACAGCGGAUCUUCCGACGCUACAAACUAGCCAUUGCCGCCGCAUUGACAAUUCUCCUCGUUCAAGGACUUGUCGUAUGGAGCCUUCGGAGUUUAGAGGAGGGCGAGGCAGAGAGGAAGCACAGACGCUCUAAGCUGCCUGAUCACAAUAGUCAGGACCCCCCGCGUGAUCGCCAUGGGGGCUCCGGCCCGCCGUCCGCCACCAUGGCAACCAGCAGCCAGCGCCGGGGCGGCAAGAAGCGAGGAAGCCGGCCCUCGGACAGCCGCAGGAAGGGGGCGGCAGGAAGUCAAUCACAGGAAGUCCCGCCUGCUGUCCCGCACGACCCAUCCAGCAGCCAACGGAACCUGAGUGAUGCGGGACGCGGAGGACGAGGGGCUGGUGGGCGAGGGGCGUUGGUGCCACCCCUGGGUCCUGGCGAGCCGGGUAGCGUGGAGGGGGCGCCGCACGCGCCCGUGAGCAGCAGCGACGACGUGACGCCCGAGUGUGAGAUCGCCGGGAAGGAUGCGCUGUCUGCUCUACAGCGCGCCUCCUCACGCCAGUGCCGCCAGGAGAUCGCCAGCGUGGUGUGCCAGCAUCAGGCAGGGAGACUCAUGCCAGGCCCGCUGCCACAGAAGUGCCCACAGCAUGUCCUCUCCAGCAGGCUGCAGCUGGAUGUUACAUGGGACCUGUCCAAGGUGGAGAAUCCCGUGCGCAGUGGCAUUAGGUGGUUAGUGGUCCAUGGUCAGGCUGUCCACUUCCAGCUCCUGCAGCUCAUCAAAGCCAUCUACCACCGAGACCACUUCUACUACAUCCACGUGGACAAGCGGUCCAACUACCUGCACAGGGAGGUGCUGGCGAUGGCGGCACAGUACCCCAACGUGCGGGCGACGCCCUGGCGCAUGGUCACCAUCUGGGGCGGAGCCAGCCUGCUGACCGCCUACCUGCAGAGCAUGGCCGACCUGCUGGACAUGAGCGACUGGACCUGGGACUACUACAUCAACCUCAGCGCCACCGACUUCCCCACCAGGACUAAUGACGAGUUGGUGGCGUUCCUCUCUAAGCACAGAGACAAAAACUUUCUCAAGUCUCAUGGGCGAGAAAAUGCAAGGUUUAUUAAGAAGCAGGGUCUGGACAGGCUGUUCCAUGAGUGUGAUGACCACAUGUGGCGGCUGGGAGAGCGUGGUAUCCCAGAAGGCCUUGAGGUGUCCGGAGGCUCUGAUUGGUUUGCGCUCACACACCCCUUCGUGGAGUACGUGGUGAAGUCACAGGACGCGUUGGUGGUGGGACUCAAGAAGUUCUACACCUACGCACUGCUGCCUGCAGAGUCGUUCUUCCACACGGUGCUUGGGAACAGCCACAUGUGUGAGACGUUAGUGGACAACAACCUGCGUGUGACCAACUGGAACCGCAAGCUGGGCUGCAAGUGCCAGUACAAGCACAUAGUGGACUGGUGCGGCUGUUCGCCCAACGACUUCAAACCCGCCGACCUCGUCAGGAUUCAGCAACUGACGCUAUCUGAACCUUUCUCCUUUGCGCUGUAGUUUGAGUCGUCGGUCAACCAGGAGGCCAUCGACAUCCUGGACACACACCUGUACGGGCAGUACCCGCCGGGCACGCUGGCGCUCAAAGCCUACUGGGAGAGUGUGUACGAGCGGGAGGACGGCCUCAACACACACACACUCUCCGACGUGCAGCUGACCGCACACACGUCACUCACACGCCUCGGCCUGCAGAGUCUGCACGGGAAAGGGCCCGACUGCAAGUUUGAGUCCAUUGGCUUCCCCGUGUCGGUCAAUGUGUAUUUCUAUGACGACCGUUUCCAGGGUUACCUGGUGAAGCAGGAAGUGCAGACGGCCUCCGGUGGGCGGGACACUCUGGAGGUGUGGUCUGUUCCCCAGGCAACGCUGCAGCUGGAGAACAACCUGAGGGAGUUUGAGAGACUCAAACAUCUGGAGGUGGGCACGGACUGGGACCCCAAGGAGAGAAUCUUCCGAACUUCUCGGGCGGGGUCGAUGGGUCCGGCUGGACGAGCCUGGCGUGCAGCUGGGCGCUGCUGGGUCCGGAACCUCACGGGCACACGGGUGUGGGUGGAUCCCGCCAACGUGGUGGCCGCCUCGUACGACAUCACCGUGGAGACGGAGGCGGAGUUCACGCAGUACCGGCCGCCCCUGCAGCGUCCACUCAGGCCGGGCGUGUGGCACGUGCGCGUGCUCCGCAUGUGGGAACGCGUCGCCCAGACACGCUUCCUCAUCACGCCGCUCAGCUACCACACACACAAGCCCUUCAGCACCGCGGAUGAUGGUUGGCUACACGCGGGUCCUGCAGGUAACCUGUACCUGGAGCAGAGUUUCCAGCAGCUGAGCUCCGUGCUGCGGCUGCCGUCGCUGGAGUCGGGUCUGCGUGAGGCCCAGGGGCUCGCCGCGCUGCAGGGGCGCGAGCUGGACGCCUGGGUGGACCGGGGCCUCUCCUCCUUCUGGUCCCCCGCCGGCGUGUGCUCCUCGGCGGGCUCGGCCUGCGCCGCGCUGCCCUCCUGCUCCCAGACCUCCUGGAGCUCCAUGUCCCCGGACCCCAAGGCCGAGCUCGGCCCGGUCAAGAGCAACGGACGCAUCAGGUAGCUUCCGCUGACCCCCACCUGACGGGGCCUGCUACGGAGCCAGAGACUUGAAAAAAGACGACAGAGGCCUUGACCUUUGACCUCUGGACUUUUGAACUUUACCUGGGUUGUAGGGGUGGCGUAUGGGGGUGUGGCCUAAAGGGUACAACGACUCCUACUUCCACUGAGGGGCGGAGCUUGCAUGGCUGAGUGACAGUAGCAAGGAACUAUGGAAUUUGCACAAGACUGCCUGACUCACAAGCUACUACUUUUAAGUGUGUGUCUGUGUGUGUCUGUGUGAGUGUGUGUGAGCGUGUGUUUGUGUUUUGUCUGAUUCUUCAUUGAUUGUAUUAUUUAGUUGUUUACUGUUUUUUUUGUUUAUCAUCAGGGUUUUGCCUGUUUUCUUAAGAGUAAUUUUACUCCUAAUAGGACAGUACACACACACACACACACACACACACAGUACGUAUACACUCACACCAUGGUACAACAGCAAUACUUGUGCAGACCCUCACACACAAAUGAGCACAUAUGGGAGAGUGACCAGCGACAGACCAUUGGAGCGCUGCUGGGUGUCAUCUGGCCAAUCAGAUGCCUGAGAUCAAAGUGCUCUGUAGCAGGAGGAAGGGGUUGGGAGUUAGUCCCGCCCCCCAGCAGACAUUGGCUGGAUGUGUGAAUGGCUCCGUUUACACCCUGUUGAGCCAAAACGCAGACAUGGACACACACACACACACACACACACACACACACACACACACACACACAGACAUACACGUGUACAUUUGAUCAGAGCUACAUGUGUGAAUGUCUAUGACUGAGUUUACGCCCCAUUUGUCAUGGCAACCAUGCAUCACCUUGACAUCUGAUAUGUCCCGGGAGGCCAAAUCACACACACACACACACACACACACACACACACACACACACACACACACACUCACACACACACCAACCUCAGUUUGGACAUUUGAAACACUUAUCUGUCUUUAGGAGAAAUGACACUAUGGACUCUCUGUUGUCUGACUGAAGUCCUGCAGUUAUGGCAGCAAUGCUGAUUUUAGCCAGGAGUGUGUGUAGGUGAACAGAUUUUAGCCAGGAGUGUGUGUAUAGGAGCUGAUUUUAGCCAGGGGUGUGUGUAGGUGAGCUGAUUUUAGCCAGGGGUGUGUGUAGGUGAACAGAUUUUACAGUGUCUGAAUGUUCCUGUCGCCAACCCCCCUCGCUGCAAAGCAUUCUGGGACAGACAGGAAGUGCCUGACGACUGUGAACAGGCCAAUCGCUUCCUUUUCUGAACCUGAAGCCAGAAACGUUACAACGUGCUGCUCUUUUGGGGCGGAGAUGGAAUUUACAUUUAUUUACAAUCAUUUUACAAUUAUUUACAGUGGGAGAACUUGUUUGUUUGGAGCACGGAUCCCGGUUGUGACGUGGCGUUGCAGAACGGUGAUGUUCAUCUGUACAGCAGGGGUCCCGUGCGUUCAUAAAGACGCCAAAUCACCUCCGUCAAAUGUGUCUGUUGUGUCUUAGGUCGAACGCUAUCGGUUUACUGACUGUCUUUUAUUUUUUGUUUGUUUUUUUUCGAAUUUAUUUUGUAAGUAAACCUUAACGUGUAUAUGUGGGUAUAUGGGUAAUGGUGGUGUUUCUCCCCCGUAGGCUACGUUCGUUUUUUGCACCGUUUCAUCCACUCAAUGACAAUUUUUAAGUGUCCUUUUUUUCUUGCACAUAUAAGCUUCAUAGAAGCCACGGUGGGAACGGUUAGGAUAGAGGCGAGCUACGAACGGGAGAAUAUCCAUAUUUUUAUAUUUAUAUUCUUGCUGAAGAAGGAAGUUUUUUUUUUUCACGUCAGUCACAUCAUGACGCUGCUUUGGCGCACUAUGUGUUCUGCUGCGUUCUGCUCUGUCUGUGGAUCUGAAGGUGUGUGUGUGUGUGUGUGUGUGUGUGUGUGAGAGAGUGAGAGAGAGCAGCGAGGCAACCUUUACUGUUUUCAGAUGUUGCGUCCAACUCCACGGCCUCCGGAUUUACACAGAGCGAGUCAUGCUUGCUGUCGAGAAAGCAACAGGUCUAAUUGGUGGCUCAAUAAAGAUGUUAAAUUAUAA